Messenger RNA from Amphimedon queenslandica, 637 nucleotides. Its product is annotated as interferon alpha-inducible protein 27-like protein 2B. The record is from RefSeq and is a predicted model, not a curated record. The transcript has a single exon. NCBI's taxonomy places the organism in Eukaryota, Metazoa, Porifera, Demospongiae, Haplosclerida, Niphatidae. Gene Ontology annotation, cellular component: membrane. Bases 19 to 510 code for a protein of 163 amino acids.
CCUCAACCAGAGCUCAUCAUGCUAUUAUCAAAGGGAAGCAAAGCUUUGUUCUUGCUCUAUCUACUUGUCUCAGUUCAAGCUGUCAACAGCUAUGAUGAAGCUUCACUCACAGUUGGUCAGUGCUACAAAGAUCAAACUAUGUGCCCUAGCCAUUGCAGAAAAUACAAUGACAAUGAUAACAUGUCAUCAGGUUAUUCCAUUUUGAAGGUGACCAUAGGUGGAGCAGUAGUUUUAGUGGCAGCUCCACAUGUAUUGUCUUUGGCAGGAUUUACUACUGCUGGGAUUGCUGCUGGUGGGAUUGCUGCCUCUUUGAUGGGUUUCUUUGCACCUACAGUAGCAGGUGGAUUAGUUGCUACACUACAGUCUCUUGCAACUGCAGGGAUACCACUUUCACUUAAAGCUUGGUUAUUUUCUGCUGGUACACUUCCUCCUGCUUUCAUGAAAUGGUUUGAUAGUGAUGAGUCUGAUGACUAUAAGAAUCUGUGUUGUUGUAAACACUGUCCUUUUUAAUGGGCUUAGUUCGAAAGAUCUGUAUACGCAUGUGGAGUAGAUGAUUAUUAACUAUUUUUCUUGUUUUUGUUACUUGAAUUUUUUUCCGUUUAUUUCUUUGCUGAUUUAUUUUAGACUAUUUUUAAAA